Rotaria socialis is the source of this 1179-nucleotide messenger RNA. Lineage: Eukaryota; Metazoa; Rotifera; Eurotatoria; Philodinida; Philodinidae. The record is from the annotation of a GenBank genome assembly.
AUGAAUAAAACUAAUGACAACAAAGGACAAUAUCGAACUGUUAAUGCAAAUGAUAAUAUAAAUGAUUUAUCAUCAACGGAUGCCUUUCGUUUUGUUGAUAAAGAUGGUCACAUUAAUGUUAGUUAUUUAUCGAUUGGGCGUAUUAAACAUAUUCAUUCGAAUUUGAUUUUAUUUAUCAUGCAAGCUAAAUGGUGGCUUGUAUUAACAUUGGUUCUAUGUGGGUUUUUGUUCAGUUGGUUUGCAUUUGCAUUUCUUUAUUUUCUUAUAUCAAUUGAACAUGGGGAUUUUGUUUUAACAGAUGACAAUAAUAAUUUAUUAGCUAAUCAAACAAAUCUUACUCAUGGAAAUACGUAUGCCGACAAAGAAACCUGUGUUAAAGAUGUGCAUAAUUUUCUAAGUGCACUUCUGUUUUCUAUUGAAACUCAACAUACAAUUGGAUAUGGUUCACGAUAUAUAACAACAGAAUGUAUCGGUGGAAUUCUUGUAUUAACACUUCAAUCAUCAUUGGGAUAUUUAUUGCAAGUGAUAGUAACACAAAUUGUUUUUACAAAAUUAUCAAGGCCAACAGAAAAAUCUCAAUUUGUUGUCUUCAGUGAGAAAGCUCUAAUUCUUUCACGAGGUAAUCUGUUGACAUUAACAUUUCGCAUAGGAAAUUUAUCAGCUUCUCAAUUAAUAUCUGCUACUGUUCGUUUAUUAAUGAUUCGUGAACGACGAACACUUGAAGGCGAAAUAGUACCUCAUCAAAUCUUUGAUAUGGAAAUAACACAUCUUCGUAAUGGUCAACUAUUUUUUCCACGGCCAACCGUUGUUGAACAUGUAAUUAAUAGUCGUAGUCCGCUCUAUGGUAUUCAAAAAUCGACAUUAGCAAAAGAACAUUUUGAAAUCAUUGCAAUUAUUGAAGGAGCGUUUGAUUACACUGGAUUCGCGUGUCAUUUUCGUACGUCGUAUUUACCGAGUGAAAUUUUGUGGGGUUUUCAGUUUUCAUCGUGCGAUUCCACACUUGAAGCUUUCGAUUAUAAAAAAUUUAAUAACGCUCAAUUAAUCGAUUGUGGAUCCUUAUGGAAGUACGAGGACGAGGGCGAACACAACAAUGAGCAAUCAAUACCUAAUUCGGCUGUUCACUUUUCUGCUGCUACAAAUCUAAUCAAACAACAACAACAACAAUCGAAUUUAGAGUAG